Messenger RNA from Labeo rohita (rohu), 4498 nucleotides. It is a transcript of the gene tgfb1a, whose product is annotated as transforming growth factor, beta 1a. Gene Ontology annotation, molecular function: type III transforming growth factor beta receptor binding; cytokine activity; growth factor activity. Lineage: Eukaryota; Metazoa; Chordata; Actinopteri; Cypriniformes; Cyprinidae. Gene Ontology annotation, cellular component: extracellular region. The transcript has 7 exons. Gene Ontology annotation, biological process: transforming growth factor beta receptor signaling pathway; BMP signaling pathway; SMAD protein signal transduction. The record is from RefSeq and is a predicted model, not a curated record. The coding region runs from base 1659 to 2792 and encodes 377 amino acids.
GACCAGUAUAAGAGAAGUGCUGUGUGAGGAACAGAUUUCAGAGAGUCUGUUAGCCUCAUUUCCUGGGCGGAGAGCUUUCGACUCUAGUGAAGCAACAGCAGCUCGAAAGGAGAGCGAGUGAGUGAGCUUGAGUGGUGGAGAGAAGUUAUUGGAACGUAAAGCUCUCACAAAUCAUUUUGUCACCAGCAAGCUCUGACAAGCGAGGAGAGGGAGUGUGUUACAAGAGGGAGCUAAUAAAAAGAGUGCUGUACGAGAGAGAAGGAGGGUCUGAAGGACUUUUUUCUUUUCUUAAGACUGAGGUCAAAAGGCAUAAAAGUGGACAAACAGGAGAGAACAAAGACGAGAAGAGAAGGGGGGAAAAAGGACGUUUGCUGUCACGGCUGCGGUUCACACGUUUACUGCCUGGGUACUCAUGGACGGUUCAUUUGUUUCGCUCUUUUUGUUUACUCCAUCUGUCACUCGAGACUCGUGGGUUGGACGUGGUUAGUUUGAUUUUCCUGACACAUUUCAUCGGGGCCAAAACGUCAGGGUAUUUUCCGAGAGGAUCUGUUUUCCUUUCAAUUCCUCUCAGUGAAAUGUGUGUGAAUGUGUGCUGGGGUGGGGGGGAAGCUGUGUGUUUGGUUAGCCAUGUCAGUGAAUCUUUCCACUCGUCUUUGUAGUGGGAAAAGCUUGUUUGGAGAAAAAAUGAGUUUAUAGCCUGAAAAAACCCCACUUAUUUUUAUUCAAACUCGACUGAACGUCUUUGCAAUGUUUUGGGUGGUUUACAAAGCAGGUUUCUUCCUAACAUGAUGUUUGCAUGUGAAAUGAAGUAGUUUCAUACUCUGCAAGUCACUGUUACUGUUAUCUGAUUAUCCUAAUGCUUCCAGAAAAUCAGUCUCACCAGCAGAGGAAACCUUAAUGUUGUACAAGCUAACUUUUGAGGAAAUCUGAGCUGGACACGUCCCUUUGUCUUGUUACGAACGCAGCAUGCCGCUGGAUGGGGUUGUCUGGUUUAGUCAGUUAACAGGUCUUCUUUAGUGGUUUUUGUGUGAGAUGACAAAGCAUCGGCUGAAGCAUCAAGACCAGAGAAGCUCAGAGGGGUGGAAAGCCGUGAGUAGCGAGGAAAGUUAGUAAGCAAACACGCUUACAGACGUGUCAUUGUAUCUAGACCUCUGCGUGUUUUCACAGCGGGAACCAUCCAAGACUAGAGGAGAGAAAAAGAGUCAGUCCAGACGCAUGGACUCGAACAAGCAUUUCUGUGUGCGACUGCCAGCAGGGAGCCGGCGUUAAAGUUGUGUGUGUACGUGGGAAUUUUUUAGUGAAAUUUACGCUUAGACGCAAAUGUACAAGUGCAUGUCAGUGAUUGCCGGCGUUCAGGUGUAGACUAGCGAUCGCAUAGUCUUUGUGUGCUUCUAAGCUUGUUUAUGUAAAGAGUUGUUGUUCCAUUUGGCCAAACUGCACCUGGACGGACCUCUGGAACAGGUGAGGCGUCAGGAAUUUCCCUUAUUAGACAGACAUCAGCUGUUCUCUUGGCUUUAUUAUUCAAGGUGCUUUCCAGAAUCAUCAUCAGGCAGCAUCACCUCCAUAAUAACACCACUGCUGUGUCAUUUUGAAUCAAACGCUCUGCGUCAAUCACAGACUCCUUACCUAAAGACAGUUCGGGCUCAUAUUUCGGCACCAUGAGGUUGGCUUGCUUGGUACUGAUGGCCCUGUGCAUGGUGGCUAGAACGGGAGGAAUGUCCACGUGCAAAACUCUGGACCUGGAGGUGGUGAAGAAGAAGCGGAUAGAGGCCAUCCGCGGUCAGAUUCUCAGCAAACUGCGCAUGGCCAAAGAGCCCGAAUCGGAGAUAGACGACGAUGGACAGAAGAUCCCAGAUGACAUGCUUUCUUUGUACAACAGCACUGUUGAACUGAGUGAUGAAAUGAAGAUGAAGCCCGUUUCUGUUCAGGCUGAAGAUGAAGAUUACUUUGGCAAGGAGGUGCACAAGUUCGUCAUCCGACAAGCUCAGAAUGGCACAAAGCAUCAGAUGACUUUUAACGUGUCAGAGAUGAAACAGAGUAUUCCAGACCACCGGCUCCUGUCUCAAGCCGAGUUGCGUCUUCGGAUUAAGAAUCCUACGAUGGACCAGGAGCAGAGGCUGGAGCUGUAUCGUGGAACGGGCGAUCAGGCUCGAUAUCUAGACACCCGCUUUGUCUCCAAGGACUUGGCCAAUCGCUGGCUCUCGUUUGACGUGAAACAGACGAUAAUAGAAUGGCUGCAGGGUUCAGAAGAGGAAGAAAGUUUAGAGCUGAGGUUAUACUGUGGCUGUAAGACAGACCAGCAGAGUGCUGAUAAGUUCCUCUUCACCAUAUCAGGACUAGACAGGCAUAGAGGUGACACUGCUGGUCUGUCAGAGAUGAUGGCGAAGCCUUAUAUUUUAGCUUUAUCUUUGCCUUCUAAUGGCAACUCCCUUGCAUCCGCUCGCAGGAAACGAGCUGUUGGAACUGAUGAAACUUGUGAUGAAAAAACUGAGACCUGCUGUAUGCGGAAGCUUUACAUCGACUUUCGGAAAGAUCUAGGCUGGAAGUGGAUCCACAAACCCAAGGGAUACUUUGCCAACUACUGCAUGGGCUCCUGUACCUACAUCUGGAAUGCUGAGAACAAAUACUCUCAGAUAUUAGCCUUGUACAAACACCACAACCCUGGUGCAUCGGCUCAGCCAUGCUGCGCACCUGCAGUCCAUGACCCUCUGCCGAUUCUCUACUAUGUGGGUAGACAACACAAGGUGGAGCAUUUGUCCAACAUGGUGGUGAGGAGCUGUAAGUGCAGUUAGAGUUCAUCUGACUGCAUAACAUAGUUAUCUUCAAAAAGUACUUCAUGGCUCUGUCUCUCUCCGGAUGAUAAGUAAGCAAGCACAGAGGGAUUGACAUAAAGUCUCACUGGGAAGGAAAAUCAGGAGCUGAGACAACUGACAUGGACAGAAAAAAAGGAGAACGGACAGUCGGGCGAAAGUGGAGGCAAAAGGAAAGAGGGGGAAAGAAACUUUCUCAGCUAUACCCCUCUACAGUGGCACACAAAAACAUUUUGUUUAAGCAAUUCAUAAAACAAGCUCAAUAUUAAACCACAUAUAUGCUUUAUCUUCUUUUAAAUGUUUAUUUACAUUAUUAUUUCCCAUUAAUUUAUUGUGCUUGCUAAGUUCAUCAUUUGAUUGUACCAUGAAGGCAGCCGCGUAGCAUUGCAUGCCAAAUGUACAAUGAAGAUUUCUAAUGGUGCUGAACUGAUAAAGGAAACGAUGUCAAAGCAACAUUUCAUGUGUUUCAAAGGUAAACACAUAAAAGGGAAGUGUUUGCACUAAACGAUGGAGGUGAAGACUCAUUAUGUACAGUAUGAGACUUACAAGAAAGCUAAUGGGAUUGGAGCAUGCAUCAAUGAACUGCUUUAAAACUUUGGGGGUGUAUAAUGUGUGCGGUGGGUUUUAUCGUUAUGUUCUGAAACCUGAACAGGUGUUCCUGUGAACAGGGUCCUGAAGAGCAGGAGGAACACUAGAAGAAUAGUAUUGAAUGGUGAACAUUUCAAAGCUGUCAUGUGCUCCCUAACGACAUACUGCACACUACCUAGUGUCACAGGAAAUUUCUGCCUCUUCAGGUCCUUGUGUAGUCAGGGUUUGUUAGUUCUCAAAAUAUCUACAGCUUUGCUAAAGAAAUGCGUUGGUCAAUCUCGGCAAAACAUGUCUGGGACACAUUUCAUAUUUAUGAAAUAAAAUGAUUUCACACAAAGAAGGUGAAUCUUAUUUUAAGGACCAUUAUGAUUGUUUGCAUUAUGUGAUUUCCUUGGCCAAUUUGUAAUGGAUCUAGUCAAUUCAAUUAUUUUUUUGUUUUACAGUAAACUGAAAAGACAGUACAACAAAUGCACGAUAUGUAAAUACUUAUUUUAAAUUAAUAAAUUAAUACAAUUUUAGUUUUUUUUUUUUUAUAUUACGGUAAUAAGAAUGUGUCAUAAUGCAAAGAGACUGGUUUUAAAACAGGCUUAGUUUUCUUGCAAAAUACCCUUUCCUAUUUUUCUGUUGGUUUUGAGGUGAAAUUUCAUCUAUGUGCAAGUGAUGUAUUUGCGUGGUGAGUUUGUAUCUAUGUGUGUGUAUGUUUGUUGUGUGGUGUUCAGCUGUGUUAGCCCCGUGCUGACAUCUGUAUGAGGGACAUUAGUGUGUAUUUAUAGAGGCUCCAUGUUUUUCUCUGCCCUGUUUGACAUCCACGGUGUUGAGUGAUGAGAAUUGUGUUCUUUGUUAGUGUAAAGACAACACACACAUGAACGCAGUGUCACUCUUCCUGAAGAAUACUGGCUAGUUAAAACUACAGACCUUUGUACAUACUGUCAUAUUUUGUCAUUUUUAAACUGCAAGUGUUUUAAAUUGCUACAGAAGUCAUUUGACAAACAUUUCACAUUCCUGCAGUGUUCAAUUUUAUGAUAUAAUUACAUUUCAUUUUUUGCACUUACUUAAUGCCAUUGUGACACAUUCAUUGUUUCAAUAAACAAAACUCACAA